GUGUAAUAUAGAGAGGGUAUAUUUUUCUUUAUUUCCAGGUCCAUUAGCAAGAAACGACGGCUUUUAUUAAUGUUAUUUUUAAACUUUUAUAUGUGUGUCAGUAGGUUAGAGUCUUACAGCCAAGAUGCUGUAUUGAGUAAUGAGAGGUUUGCACUUAAAAGCAAACCUUUUUAUGCUUCCUGGUGAUAUGUGUGUAAAUAUGUGUUUGGUCCGAGCGGCAGUCUGCGGAAGGAAACCGAACUCGCAGGAAUAUAAUGAUUUGAGGUCGAGAGUCUUGCGCAUGCGCAGUAGCGUGUGAGGGUAUUUAAAUAUGGGCUGAAGAUCCCAGCAGCGCAACACAAACACUUCUCUUCAGCGUGAGUCACCAUGAGCUGGGCCAUCAGCACUCUGGCCGUGGGGAUAGCCACUCUUCUGCUCGUUCAGAGGAAGUUUUACCCUCACUUUUGGGAGGAUCUGAUGUAUUACGCGAGAGUUCGGCGCGUGGGGAGCGCGAUGAAGGCGAGGAUGAAGCGCGGAGUUGUCACAUAUCUGCAGUGCUUUGAGCUGCAAGCCAGAAACACCCCGGAGAAGCCCUUCAUUGUGUUCGAGGAGCAGAUCCUCUCGUACAGAGACGCGGACGCGCGCAGCAACAGAUUCGCGAGCGUGCUGAGAGCGCACUGCGGUCUGAAACACGGAGAUACUGUGGCGCUGCUGAUGAACAACGAGGCGGACUUCAUCUGCGUCUGGUUCGGGCUCUGCAAACUGGGCUGCGAGGUCGCGUUUCUCAACUUUAACAUCAAAUCUCAGUCGCUGCAGCACUGUGUGCGCAGCUGCGGGGCGAAAGCGCUCGUCAUUGGCUCAGAUCUGGUCAGGUGUGUGGACGAGGUGCUGCCGGCGCUGAUGGACGCUGGGGUGCAGGUGUGGGUGACAGCGGAGAGAGCCACGCACCAGAGCAUCGGGACGCUGCUGGACAAACUGGAAUCUGCCUCUCCAGAGAAGCCCCUGAGCGACGGCCCUCAGCCCAACCUCCUGUCCACCUUCCUCUUCAUCUUCACGUCUGGCACCACAGGGCUGCCGAAGGCUGCUCGGAUCAGUCACAUCAAAGCGGUGAUGUGCAUGGCUUUCCUGCGUUUGUGUGGCGCUCGUGCCUGUGACCGAGUCUAUGUGACGCUGCCGCUCUACCACAUGUCUGCGUCGCUGCUCGGCAUCGGCGGCUGCAUCGAGCUCGGGGCGACGUGUGUUUUGAAGAGGAAGUUCUCUGCCAGCCAGUUCUGGAGGGACUGUGUGAAGUAUGAUGUGACUGUGCUUCAGUACAUCGGAGAGCUCUGUCGAUAUCUGGUCAAUCAGCCAGAGACUGCAGAGGAAGUGACUCAUAAAGUUCGCCUCGCCGCAGGAAGCGGUCUCAGAGCUGAUGUUUGGAAGGAGUUUCUCAGACGUUUUGGAAAAAUCCAAAUUCGUGAAGCUUAUGGUUUAACGGAGGCCAGUAUUGGCUUCGUUAAUUACACUGAUGAAAUUGGACCAAUUGGGCGUGCCAGUUAUUUUAACAAGCUCAAUUUGCCGUUUGAGUUUUUAAAAUGUGAUCCACAAACGUUUGAGCCCAUACGGACAGACACGGGACGCUGCAUUAAAGUGAGUAAAGGGGAAGCAGGGUUACUGGUGGCUCCAGUGACAUUCACCAACCCUUUCCUGGGAUACGCGGGCGAUAAAGCCAUGUCUGAGAAGAAGCUGCUGAGGGACGUCUUUAAGACGGGAGAUGUGUACUUCAACACAGGAGACCUGAUGCUUCAGGACCACAGAGACUUCGUCUACUUCAAAGACCGGGUCGGAGACACAUUCAGGUGGAAAGGAGAGAACGUGUCCACCACGGAGGUGUCUGAAGUGCUGGGCUGCCUGGACUUUCUGCUGGACGUCAGCGUGUACGGCGUUACUGUACCAGGGUACGAGGGUCGAGCAGGAAUGGCCGCUGUUGUGCUGAAGGACGGUCAUGGGCUGGACGGAGAGAGACUCUACGGUCAUCUGCUGCUCACUCUUCCUCCGUACGCAUGGCCCUGGUUUCUGAGAGUGCAGUCUCGGUUAGACGUGACGGACACGUUCAAGCAGCAGAAGGGCCGGCUGGUGCAGCAGGGCUUCAGUCCGGAGACGGUCCAGCAGCCGCUCUUCUUCCUGGACGCUGCGCAGAAAACCUACUCUCCCCUCACUGCGCAGCUGUACCACGACAUCCUAUCAGGCAGGAUCAGACUCUAGAUGCAUUGUGGGAAAUGCAGCGACCGUGAACGAUGUCCUCCUCACCAGACGAGCUUUCUACAGCGAUCCUUGUGUUUGUGAGCCUCACAGCUGCUGUGUUUUACUCUCGUACUCCAGUCAUGGGCCACAAAUAAACUGGAACGACUUUGUUAGGAUUCCUUAACAUCGACACAGAAAACGAACUAAUACUAGAGUCAGUAUACUCUUAACCACUUCACUAACGCUUCACUCCUCUCGUUAUUAACAGUAAAGAUUUUAUAUUUAUUUUAAGAGUAUAACAGCACCUUUCCUAAUGUUAUCUGCUCUUGAUAAUUAUGUAGGCUAAUUAAUCAAAUAGAAUAAUAGACUGAUUCAGAUCACAGCUGCAGUAUAUGUGAGUAUUUGCAUGUCAAACACAAGAUGAUGGUUUGUACAGCAGCACUUCUGCAGAUCCACUGAUGGUCUUCACUACAGAUGUCCACGCUUUUAUAUCAAAUAGCUGCUGAAUUGGUUUUAUAAUUGCAGUUAUGAACAUCAAUAUAUGCAACAGUGUAUCUGAUACAGUGAAAUCAAUGUUUUGAGAUUGGGCAGUAUACGAUAUAUAUAUAUAUAUAUAUAUAUAUAUAUAUUAUUAUUAUUUUGUUUUAUAUUAUCAUUGCAGAUUUAAUCAUGUUCAGAUGUAUUUUUUUAAAUAUUAUCUUUGCAGAUUUAAUCAUGUUUAUAUAUAUUUUUUAAUAUUAACCUUGCAGCUUUGCUCAUGUUCAGCUUUCACUCAAGGCCAGUUCAUUCAGUGUGUGUUUGACCGUAGUGCUGGUCACUGGAAAUCCUUGUGGACUGAUCUGGCUUGUUUGAUGAUGACAAAGUGUGACUGUUAUUCGUUUGUUAGUGUCUCAGUUACAUUGUAAUAAUGUUAACUUUUUAUUGUCCGGAAACUUUGUUAGAUGAUUGGAUUUGAUAAUCCACUAUUAUUAAUAAUGAACUUGUAUAGGCAGUUGUGAACCACAAGGGGGCAGUGCUAACCUUGCACAUGUUUUGUGUAAACAGAAAUGUGAUGUGUAAUAAAGAACGUAUAUCAAAUGCUGAGGUGUGUGUGG
Messenger RNA from Onychostoma macrolepis, 3296 nucleotides. Its product is annotated as long-chain fatty acid transport protein 6. The coding region runs from base 367 to 2223 and encodes 618 amino acids. Gene Ontology annotation, molecular function: long-chain fatty acid-CoA ligase activity; long-chain fatty acid transmembrane transporter activity. Lineage: Eukaryota; Metazoa; Chordata; Actinopteri; Cypriniformes; Cyprinidae. The record is from RefSeq and is a predicted model, not a curated record. The transcript has 10 exons.